CAGGGCACCGAACCUUUCCGGAGGUUCCGUCGUCUCGCUUCCCGGCAAGGAAGGGUGACAGUCCCCGCCGUGCGCGGUGGGGCAGGGGGGUGAGGCGGGAGGGGCGCGUGCCCGAGCGCCCAGGCCUUUUGCAGACGCGGGCCACCGCGGGCCCUCCGAGAUUCCCGGCCGCGGCCUGGCAGGGAAGCUCCGGGCCGGAGAGGCCGCGGCGGCAGCGGCCGCGGCGGCAGCGCGAACUCGCUACCGGUGGCCGGGCCGCGCGCUCCCCGCGUUUGAAGUCUCCGGCGCGGCCGCUGGUUGGCCGGCGCGGGUCACGUGCGCGCGGGGCAAGGAGUUUCCCCGACAGCUGGAGGCUGCGUGGGAUCCGGCGGCGGCGGCGGCGGCGGCAGCGGCGGCGGCGGCGGCGGCUGCAGCUCGCGGCGCGCGGCGCGGCCUUCCCCGUCCCCUCGCCCCCGCGCUUCCGCCGGCCCCCGGCUCACCCCGGGCGCUGACAGACCGGCCGCGGCUCCGCGCGCUGUCGGCCGCGAGCAUGGGCGACAAGAAGAGCCCGACCAGGCCGAAGCGGCAGCCGAAGCCCGCCUCGGAUGAGGGCUACUGGGACUGCAGCGUCUGCACCUUCCGGAACAGCGCCGAGGCCUUCAAGUGCAUGAUGUGCGAUGUGCGGAAGGGCACCUCCACCCGAUCCACAUUCUGUGAAGCUAUUGUGAAUGCCUCGAGGACCGAGGGACCCCUUUCUCUUUACUGUGCAUACAGGAAACCUCGACCCGUCUCCCAGCUGGUCGCACAGCAGGUUACUCAGCAGUUUGUGCCCCCUACCCAGUCAAAGAAAGACAAGAAAGACAAAGUAGAAAAAGAAAAAAGUGAAAAGGAAGCAACGAGCAAAAAGAACUGUCAUAAAAAAACCAGACCAAGAUUAAAAAAUGUGGAUCGGAGUAGUGCCCAGCAUUUGGAAGUCACUGUUGGAGAUCUGACAGUCAUUAUUACAGACUUUAAGGAGAAAGCUAAGUCAGCGCCGGCAUCCAGUGCCGCUGCUGGGGAUCAGCACAGCCAGAGCAGCUGCAGCUCUGACAACACUGAGCGGGGUGUGUCCAGGUCCUCCUCACCUCGAGGAGAAGCCUCAUCCCUGAACGGAGAGUCUCACUAGCCGUUCUUGCUCCUCUUAGUCACGCCUGUCCUCCCAUGGAAAUACAGAUUAUGCCAAGAACUACCACAUUUUCAUGACAGACACAUUCAUGCAUAACCAUAAUUUGAGUUUUACAUGAAAUAUGAAUUUUUCCGGGACUUAUUAGAUUUUAUCGCAGUGUAAGCUACCAAACAUUUCCAGAUGUAACGUUUUGGUCUCUGCCGUUAAAUGCCAUGAAAAUGUGGUUGACUUAUUCAUUAUGCAGUGUUACUGGCAAGUCUGUUUUCACUUAUAGUUUAGUGGAUUCUAACACAUAAUGAUUGAAUUCUCUACUAUUGGCAUGUAAUGAGUUUAAAUUUUUUAUUACAUAGUGCAAGCUGCCUAAAUAUGUAUUAUUUGAGAAUUGUGAGACAAAUAGUUAUAUGUAUGCAAGUCAGAGGUCAGUUAAUCAACCGUUGCUGCAACAGGGUUUUCUCAAUGGUUGUCCUCUUAAUGCACCUGCUGGUACUUGGUGUGGUUAAAUAGGAAAGUUGUUAUGAAAUAAAGAAUUUGUAUGAACCUUUGCCAAUGUUUUCGACAUGUUCUUACUAAAUUAUUAUUUCUGAGUUAUGUUUUAUCCAUUUUUGCAGUUUUUGUUAGUUUGCUUAUUUUUCAAAGCAUCAAUUUAUUGUAAUGUUUACUAGCAGAAUUGUAAACAAUAAAACAUGGAUUGUUUAGCUUUCUAAUUCAGGUUUAGUGCUAUUGUCAUUGAACACUGGUUUUCCCUGUAUUCUCCAAGACAUUAAAGUUAAAGAAGUAUAAGCAUCUGGCAGAAACCGAAAAGGACUUGCCAUACUUGGAAAAGCUUUAACUUAAUGAUAGUUUAUCACUGUUUUCCUGGUUCCAACCCUAGCCACAGUCAUAGACACGUGGAUCUAUUAAUUAAUCUAAUUAAUAUAAACAUGGUAACUAUCACACAUAGUUGGGAAGGUAAUCUCAAAUCAGUUUAAUUGGCCUUUUGCUAAAUAUAACAACUCGUAUGAAAACCAUAGUACCCUAGUUCCGAUACAGCCUUCAAUUUAUGCCUUUAUCAGUAUCUUGAAAUAAAAAGUAUCUACAGCCCCACUCACUUAUGUACAAUUUCCAAUAAAAUAUUUUUUAUGACUCCAGAUUUUGCAUUUUGUUUACAACUAAAUGAAUGUUGUAUUUGAAAAUUCAUCUUAGAAACCACAUGCUGCAUCUUAACUUCUAUUAAAUUCUUUUGUUUUCUCUAGCCAUUUGCUUAAUAUAUAUCUACCUAUAGGGGGCUUCUGAAAUGUAAAUCAACCUGAAGACAAGACCUAACUUGAAUAUAACCUAUCACAUAAAACAUGCCAUGAUAACGUUUGAAGGAACAAUAAAACUGUGGACCCUGAAAGUUGUGAUAUUUGGUUUCUCAUGGUAAUGUAACUCUGUUCAAUUGCAGUACUUUUUAUUGACACAGUGGUACUCUUGUAACAUGCGAGUUGUGAAUACAGUGUAUUGCAUACAGUAAAAGUCUGUGAUGAAAACAUA
Messenger RNA from Onychomys torridus (southern grasshopper mouse), 2656 nucleotides. RefSeq names its product YY1 associated factor 2 (gene Yaf2). Gene Ontology annotation, cellular component: nucleus. The record is from RefSeq and is a predicted model, not a curated record. The transcript is spliced from 5 exons. Gene Ontology annotation, biological process: positive regulation of DNA-templated transcription. NCBI's taxonomy places the organism in Eukaryota, Metazoa, Chordata, Mammalia, Rodentia, Cricetidae. The coding region runs from base 530 to 1144 and encodes 204 amino acids. Gene Ontology annotation, molecular function: transcription coregulator activity; DNA binding.